Molecule: messenger RNA, 2904 nt
Organism: Ooceraea biroi (clonal raider ant)
Lineage: Eukaryota; Metazoa; Arthropoda; Insecta; Hymenoptera; Formicidae
Gene: Ras85D
Product: ras-like protein 1
Biological process (GO): signal transduction
Cellular component (GO): membrane
Molecular function (GO): GTP binding; GTPase activity
Source: RefSeq, a predicted model, not a curated record
UCUCGGACAUUUCCGUACCAUCCGGGGGAGCUAGCGACAUUGGUAACACUGACGAUGCUCCUUUCCAGAUGGUAUCUCCGGUGACUAAUUCGCGCAUUCGCGGACAGUACUGGAUAGUGCGGAUUACGGCGAGUAGUGUUUCAACGUUUCGGGUGCAGUGCGUGAGAUGAUCUUUGAGUUACGGAACUUGACAUUCCUUUAGCCAACAUCAAAAAGGAACGGAUCAACUUGAUAAAAGUUUAGCACAGAAUCACACAGCGGGUACAAAGCUGCUCUUUUUGUAAAUAUAAUUGAGGAAUCCAGGGAGAGAAAUAGUAAUAAGUAUAAUUUAUAAAAAACUACAUCAUGACAGAAUACAAGCUUGUAGUAGUUGGAGCUGGAGGCGUUGGAAAAUCAGCACUUACCAUUCAGCUAAUACAAAAUCACUUUGUUGACGAAUAUGAUCCUACUAUAGAAGAUUCGUAUAGAAAACAAGUUGUGAUCGAUGGAGAAACGUGCCUUCUAGAUAUAUUAGACACAGCGGGACAAGAGGAAUACAGUGCAAUGAGAGAUCAGUAUAUGAGAACAGGAGAAGGAUUCUUAUUAGUGUUUGCCGUAAAUUCGGCUAAAAGUUUUGAAGAUAUAGGAACAUAUAGGGAACAAAUAAAACGAGUAAAAGAUGCGGAAGAAGUACCAAUGGUAUUAGUCGGAAAUAAGUGCGAUCUUCAGCAGUCCUGGGCGGUGAACAUGACUCAAGCGAGAGAAAUUGCGCGACAGUAUGGUGUGCCAUUUGUAGAAACUUCGGCGAAAACGAGGAUGGGUGUAGACGAUGCCUUUUAUACUUUGGUCAGAGAAAUACGGAAAGAUAAAGAACGCACGGGUAAACCGCCCGGCAGUUCCGGAGGCAAGAAACGUCGAUGCUAUAUUUUAUAAAUCCGUGGAUAACACCAAUAUACUUUCACUCGACUAUUACAAUGUAGAAAUAGUGAAUAUGAAAAGCCUUACAUUAUGUUCACAGUACACAAAUAUUUGCAGCUUACUCUAUAUAGAUACUAAUUGUAAAAAACAGAUUGCAGCACAAUUUUUUCUAUUGAGAAUCAUUGAGAAGGAAGAACAAAUUACCUAAUAGUACUGUACGAUAUUACAUACAUUUUUACUAACGGGCUUAUGUUUUUCACAUAAGACAUAUUUAUCAGGCAAUUCGUAAUAUUCCAUUCGAAUGAAGUGUCUUAACCCUUGAUUGAACGAAAUGACGAUACUACUAAUUCUCUUUGUUACAUACGUAUGUUGACGUAAAAAGACAAAAUUUUUAUAUAUGUGCUUAUAUAAUUCGCAAAUAUAGCAUAUUUUACACACGCUGAUAUUCAUAUCGGUCAGCGUUAUAAUAUAUCCUGUUAUUUCUAUGCAGGUGAAUAUAAGUGGUUCAUUGCAGAACAAACAGGCCAAUGAUAAAACGUAAAACGUAUCACGCGUACGUAUUAUAAAUUUACUUUUAACUCAUAACUCAUACAUUUAGUUGAUAUGUAUUCAUCACUAUUAAUCACUCGUCGCACUAAUGGAUUUUAAUCAAGCAGCAAUUAUAAUAUAUCGGUAAAAUAAAAUCUAAUCGACGUACGAGUUGUUUUCUAACGACUUGUUAUGAAUUAAGUUUUGAUCAUUAUCAUUUUACAGCCAAUACGCCAAGCAAAUGAGACUAUCGUUCGAAACAAAGUAUAAAAGCACCGAGUCAUGAAGAAAAUAUCACAAACUUAAUUCAUUAUGUGCUGUGAUUAAAUAUUCUUAAGUACAUCAGAUUAGUUAAGUGUUACUGUGAUUAAGCCUGCAAUUCUUUUCUUUAACUAAGAAUUUAUUUAGUAAUUGUAGGAGAAUGCACAAACAUAAGAUCCUACUUAAGGAACAUGAAUUGUUUUUCAUACGAUUUCCAAGUAAAUAUGGAUCAAAUAACGAGUAUUGUAUAUCCUCGUCAAAAUAAAAUUCGCGCACAUGCCGAUUGUUAAAUUUCGAGAGGAGAAUAUCGCUUUCUUGUAUUAAUUUCUCAUAUUUUAUCUAUAUAUAUUAUUAACCAAAGGCUUAAUAUCCAAUUAAUCACGUACAUUUUAAAAACGUAUAAUUCUAGAAAUAAUGGGAUUUAUUGCAAGAAAGCUAUAUUCCUGCUAGUGUAUGCCUAUAAAUUUACUUUACAGUUUAGCAAUAUAUGUAUGUAUACUUAAAACUGCUAUUUUCCUAAACUUUAAGGAGAACCGUAAGAUAGCCACGCUGCUUUAAUUGAAACAGUGGAACAAACUUGCGUUUCUGCUUUUAAGUAAUAAAAAAAUUUGCUAAUUAAUUCACCAUGAUAUAACGUACACACGUACACACCAUAGGUAAUAGAGUAAAUGUAUAUUAACCGUGAUUUAUUGCGAUAUACUCCUAGUUUAAUCGAUAAAAUUAUUAUAAACUACCAGCAUAAGUACAGUACUCAAGUUGAUUGAGUAUUUUUUUCCGACAAUAAAAUAAUUUCGAUACAAUGAAUUUAUUCUUCAAUCAAUAUACAAGGUUGACUAGAUUAUAUAAUAUGUUCAAGAAACAAUCAAGGGUUAAAUCCUUCACUAAACGAUGCAAUUGAUAAAACUUCCAUAUUUUCAUAUGCGCGUGUAACAUGUAAUAUUUUUAAUAUUGUUUUCAGGUAAUGAAAAACAAUUUCUGUAUCCGUAAACAUAUAGCAUGCAGAACAUAUAGAUAUCAUUACAUAAUUUAACACUACAUAAUGAAAUUGUAUAUAAAAUUUGUUAUAUGCAUUCACUCGUUGAAUGCUUGCCUAGAAAAUCGUUACGACUCAUCCAUGCGAUUUACUUUUAUAACAUUAAUUAAAAUCUUUAUAACUUCCUUGUAACGAUAUUUCAUCAUUAAUACGAAUCCUUAGAAAUAAACCAUUCAUGAAUAGUA